Suillus subalutaceus is the source of this 2106-nucleotide messenger RNA. Its product is annotated as kinase-like protein. The transcript is spliced from 8 exons. Gene Ontology annotation, cellular component: cytoplasm; nucleus. Gene Ontology annotation, molecular function: protein serine/threonine kinase activity; ATP binding. The coding region runs from base 1 to 2106 and encodes 701 amino acids. The record is from RefSeq and is a predicted model, not a curated record. NCBI's taxonomy places the organism in Eukaryota, Fungi, Basidiomycota, Agaricomycetes, Boletales, Suillaceae. Gene Ontology annotation, biological process: intracellular signal transduction; peptidyl-serine phosphorylation.
AUGUCUCUAUCCUGGACAAAACGGAAAACAUUGUUGGGUUCGUUACUCAAUAGCUCGGAUGAUGAUGAAGAAGGCCUUGCCUUGGAUCGUAUUUUGCAUGGUCAGCGGAUCAUAGGAAGGACUGCGAGAACUGCAGAGAUAGAAUCUCUCCGUUUCUCAGACGGAGAUCUUAUCGUAGUGGGCACACUGGACCAUGGCCAAUUUGGAAUAAUUGACGUAGUGACGUGCCAGCUCAAUGGUCGCGUAUAUGUUCGCAAAUCUAUCGAGAAACAUUUUGCCCAGCGGACUCGUGAACAAUGCUCUCCGCAGUUAGAACGGGAUAUUCUUCUGCGCGCGAAACGUGAGCGCUCUGCGUGGGCUCCGCACUUAUUUUGUGCAUUCCAGACCUCCACUCACCUCAACAUUGUCAUGGAUUAUGCCGAAGGAGGCACAUUAUGGGAUGUACUUGAGUCGAGCCCUGAAGGUAGAGUUCCUGAGGUAGACUUACUUUGGUGGGCUCCUCAGGCAGUCUGCGCCAUCAACUGGUGUCACUCCCAGGGUUUUGUACAUCGUGACAUCAAACCCCAGAACUUCGUUCUUACAGCAAAUAAUCACAUGCUUCUAAUAGAUUUCGGGUCUGCUGCGCCUCUUUCACCUCCAGAGCCUGACGGGAGUCAGUCAGUCCCGAGACAAUAUACCCUUGUUCCUUGUGGUACUUGUGAUUACAUUUCUCCUGAAGUUCUGCAAGCCCAUGAAGAUGCCCUCCUUGCCCUGGAGUUGUCGGACGACGGUGUUUCUCCUCUUUCGGUCUCCAAGGAGGCUGGUUCGUAUGGCUCGGAGGUCGAUUGGUGGAGCCUUGGCGCAAUGUUGUACGAAUUGACAUAUGGAGUGGCCCCCUUCUUUGCUAAAGACAUCCGAACUACUUAUCUGAGGAUUUUGGACUACCAGACGAGCUUGCGCUUCAAUGCAGCAAUUCCCGUUUCCGAAAAGCUAAAGGAGUUACUUCGCAGACUUCUCACUGAUCGGCAUCACCGUCUUGGGAGAUGUAGCGUGCUGGAAAUAACAGAGCAGCAGUUUUUCGGAAACACUGACUGGUCUUGUGUAGAUUCGCGCCCUGCACCGUCUGAAAUCCAUGUGCCGCAAUUCACAUAUUCUGCAUCAGCAGCGCCCGUCUCACCCAUAGAGCCCUCGGAUCCCACGGGUGAAGAAAAUUCACAGCCGUUUGCGUUUUCUGCUUUAUUUCAUUCUUCCCCUAACACUUCGCUUGGAAUAUCAAUUUUGCGGGACACACCUCAUCACAUAUCUCCACGAGCCGAGUCGGCCUUUAUCGGAUUUUCGUGGGGUCCUACUAAGGAUGCAUUCUAUCUGCCAAUCAAUUCAUCUCGAAAAUACGAGACAGACAGAUUGGCCACCCCUCAGCCUUUACAGGCCACUUCCGGGAAAUCUAGCCCUUAUCUAUCACUCAAAGCUUCCAGCGCUCCCACGCAUUUCUCCGCUUUUGCAACACCUAUUCGUCCCCAUAGUUCUUCAGCAUUUCACACCCUUCCCCGCACGGGCACUGUUCGGCGUACAACUCAGCGGCGCGCUGUUUCAGAUCGUGAAGCCAUGAAGCAACUCGUGGAAUGCAUCGGUAUGAGCGCCAGGAAAAAGGUCCUCGCCAGCGGUCGCAAGCCACGCUUGAUACAGUCUUGUGGCAGAAGCUUCUCAAACACCGUCCGAAAAGAGCUGCGCUUUGGUGUCCAGCCUAUUAUCACCAACAAAACUUAUGACUCCGAUGACUUCCCAGCCGUGGUGGUUGCUUCGGCAUCUGAGGGAGCAGAGGAAACCGAGUCGGAUGGACCACCAAGUCCCAGCCCAAGUCCACGCCCCGGCUCUGCAAUGUCCAUACUCAGUCGAAGAAGUGUCACACCCACAAUGACUGGAUCCUAUUCUACUCGUUUGUUAAACCUCCCCUCUACCACAUUUUCGGCAAGCAGUAAUCUGCAAAGCGACGAAAACAUCUUUGAAUCUCUGGAAAAUAGGCACGCCGCUCUCAUGUCUGAUUUGACAGCGAUUGAAGGGCGCUUGAGCCGCCUCUCCAUGUUGUUAUCGGUGGAGGCGCCCAAGUCCUCCGCUAACGUCGGUUAA